AUGGCAAAUGGACCUCCAAGUGCCCACAGGCGAGCACUUAAUGAAAUAGGGGGCGUAGAGACAGACAAGUCUUCCCGCAAGCAGAGACAGGUGGAGAGGCUUUGUGGAGGUUCUACCUCCAAUCUGAAUAUGAACAUCUAUGCUACCAAGAAGUCAGCGGCGGAGGGCAUGUUGGACAUAGCAUUGUUCCUGGCUAACGUCACACACAUGAAGACUGUCAUCGAGCAAGGAGCUGGAUUCAGGUAUUACAUCGCUGUCCUCACCCUCAUCUCCUUCUCUCUGGCUCUCCAAAUAGUGGCUGGAGUCCUCAUCAUCGUCAUCGCCCGGCGGGACAUCAGUGAAGAGUCCAACCAGAAGCGUUUGGACAGCCUGAAUAACACCACAACUGUCAUCAUUUUCCUCAUCUUCAUCACCAACAUCUUCAUCACCGUCUUUGGCAUGGAGCGCACGGGCCUGUUUCCCAGGAUGCAUUUCUAA
This is a messenger RNA of Lampris incognitus (smalleye Pacific opah), 477 nucleotides long. RefSeq names its product ninjurin-2-like. Lineage: Eukaryota; Metazoa; Chordata; Actinopteri; Lampriformes; Lampridae. The record is from RefSeq and is a predicted model, not a curated record. The transcript has 5 exons. Gene Ontology annotation, biological process: cell adhesion; tissue regeneration. Gene Ontology annotation, cellular component: membrane. Bases 1 to 477 code for a protein of 158 amino acids.